This is a messenger RNA of Trichoplusia ni (cabbage looper), 2234 nucleotides long. RefSeq names its product interleukin-1 receptor-associated kinase 4-like. The record is from RefSeq and is a predicted model, not a curated record. Gene Ontology annotation, cellular component: plasma membrane. Gene Ontology annotation, biological process: protein phosphorylation. Gene Ontology annotation, molecular function: ATP binding; protein kinase activity. NCBI's taxonomy places the organism in Eukaryota, Metazoa, Arthropoda, Insecta, Lepidoptera, Noctuidae. The coding region runs from base 268 to 2052 and encodes 594 amino acids. The transcript has 4 exons.
CUUGCUCGUAUCGUAAACACAAUAUUACUGUAUACAAAUAAUACUAUUUCUAUUUGUACGAAUAAGUCAAUCGUUUAUAAAUAAAAAAAAGGACAUCAUUUGUCGCGCGUGAAACUGUUUUUGACCGCGGUCGAUCAGAAAAUUUGAGUUUGAUGUCAUGAAAAAAAGUUACUUAACAAAAUUUAAUUUUUAAACUUUUUAUCCCUAGAACACGUGGAGAAGCUUUGUUAUUCCUGUAAUACAUAGUGCUAUGCGGCAGUAAAUAUUAUGAUACUAAAUAUGCAACGGCACAUAGAGCUAAGGAAGUUGCCUGCGGCAUCUUUGUGCAAUAUAGCAAAUAUCCUAGAGAUCGACAAAGAUUGGCAAAAGAUUAUACCUUUUAUACCAAAAGAUCUGCAAAGUGAACAUUUUGAACGUAAAUACAACUAUGAACACAUGAGACUUAUAGAAGAACAUGCAAAGAAUACAAACAGAAAAUGUGCCGAAGUAUUGUUUGAUGAAUGGGGAACUUCAGGAAGAGUUAGACCUACUUUGGAGACACUUAUGAACUACUUACAAAAAGCACAGAUAUUCAGAGCAGUAGAUGAAAUAGCUCGCAUGUUAGGAGAGCCACCUCCACCACGGCCUGAUGAUGGACCUGCAGCUGCAGUACCUAUAAACAUUACAGAUUUACUUGAAAGUGUUGAGCAAAAAUUGAAUGCAAUGGAUUCCAUUCAAAGUGACAAGCUUCAGAAUUCCAGUCACGAUCAAGUUGCCUGUAACCGCACUACUAGACCACUGAAGGACCCAAGUGACUUAAUAGCAUUUUCAGAAACUGUACAAAGCAAGGAUAUACCAGCAUUUAGUGCACUUGCAAAUUAUGACAACAAAUCUACAGCUCAAGUAGAGAAUUCUAAUCUUAUUGAAUUUUCUAAGUCAACAUUGGCUUCUGCAGAGCUGCCUGACUUUAAAGCUUUGAUUCCUGGUGAUAAAUUUGAUCCAACAAGUUCCAAAGCUACUGAAAGUAGCUUCAAUAUGCCACCAACAAGUGAUAUCUCGCAAUAUCCCAGUCAGUUAAUAGACAAUGCUAUAUUAGAAGAUAAAAAGUUAGUACACUUUGAAUAUAAAGAACUAGAAGCCAUAACAAACAAGUUUUCUGAAAGCUUCAUUGAAACACCAAAGGGGCCAGUGGGAAAAAUUGGUAGUGGAGGUUUUGGAGAAGUGUAUGUUGGUACUCAUCCUAAAUAUGGGAUACUUGCUGUCAAAAAAGUGCGCAUUCAUUUCCACAUCAGUUGUGAGACAGCUAUGAAAGUCUUUAACACAGAAGUUAAAUCACUGUCUCAUCUUAGACAUGAAAACAUAGUUCCCAUCUUUGGGUACUCAAUUGAUAGUGCAAUACCAUGUAUAGUUUGUGAAUAUAUUGAUGGUGGUUCCUUGCAACAGAAAAUUGCCGCAAAAGUAUUGACUGAGGGUCAGAGGAUUGAUAUUAUGAAAGGUACAGCUGAAGGCCUGAAAUAUAUUCACCACAGUGAAAGACCAGCAGACAGUGAAGAUAUUGAAAUUCAGUCAGACUCCUUAUCUACUAGGAAAAGCUACUACCUUCAUGGAGAUGUAAAAAGUGCAAAUAUUUUGCUUACAAAGGACUGUGUGCCAAAGCUCUGUGACUUUGGACUGGCGAAGCAACUGGAAACCACCUUCAUAACUACAAAGUCUAUGAUGGGAACCUCUGCUUACAUGGCACCUGAAGGCUUCUCUGGAACAGUAACACAGAAAAAUGAUAUUUUCAGUUUUGGAAUUGUGCUUUUAGAGUUACUAACUGGUUGUAAACCAAUUGUUAUAACCAAUGGUGAAAAUAUUAAUAUUAAGAACUAUGUUGAAGAAAACAUUCAAAAUGGGGAUAUUAGUAAUCUUUUAGACCGUGUUGUACCCAAAUGGACUAAAGCUCAAAGCAUUUACAGUCUUGCUUUACGAUGUUUGGAGCAUAAAAAUAAAAGGCCAACUAUAGACGAAAUCUGUGAUAUCAUAACUCAUAUUAAAAAAAAACCUGGUAAUGUAUUUUAUGCUCAGGUCUAAAAUAAAGAAAGUAGGCCAUACUAAAAUUAUGCAAAGCAGGCAAUGUAUGGUAUGUGCUAGGGGUAAAUGCAUAAUAUUUAUCUUUUUUAUGAAAAUUUGACAGAAAUAUAAUUUCUUGUCACUAAUGUAAAUAGAUUAGAUCAGAGUUUUAUACUUCAAAUAAAAUGCAAUACAUUGACUAA